AUGAUGUUUUCCCCAUUCAAACGACAGUUUUUCCAAAGCAAUGUAUUACAAACGGUGCGACAAACCCAGCUGUUGAAAAUCAGCUCGCAAUUCCAUGCGUUAAGAGGGUUUAGACAAAGUGCUUUGAAGCUCAGAAGCGAAACAUGGAAGAAUUACAACAAAUAUUACAAUAGAACUAGCUGGGAUCGGUUGAAAAAGCCAUUUAUUUUUACAGUUGCUUUUUGUGUAGGAACAACAAUUAUUACCCCAUUGGCCUUCCAGUAUACACCACUAUCAAUUUUUAAGAGAAACCCACAAGCAUUGCUUUGGACAAUCGUUGGUAUCAAUGGUGCCGUGUUUCUUAUGUGGAGAGUACCACAACUACAAAAAUUUACCAUGAAGUAUUGUCUCUUACUCAAAGAUAAUGUACAAUCAUCUUGGACGUUGCUUGGUUCGUCAUUUUCCCACCAAAAUUUUGGCCACUUUUUAAUCAAUAUGCUUUGUUUUCAAUCGUUUGCAUCUACUUUGAUUCCUGUUUUGGGGGCCACAAGCUUUACAAUUUUUUAUUUGAACUCGGCUGUUAUCUCGGCGUUUGCUUCAUUGGCCAUUCCUAUAAUCAUGGGCACUUCCUUAUCCGUGGCAUCAUUAGGUGCCUCGGGUGCAAUUUUCAGUGUCUUUGGAGCCUUCUCUGUGCUUUUCCCUGCUGCGCCUGUGGGAAUAUUUUUUAUUCCGAUUCCUGGUGGCUCAUUGGUUUUGUUUUUGGGAACUGUGCUUUGGAACGCAGCAGGCACAAUGUUGAGAUGGGGAACUUUUGACUAUGCAGCACAUUUGGGAGGCAGUUUGGUCGGUAUCGCCUAUGGUUACUGGUUUGCAAGAAAGAGAAAACAAGAGAUUAGAAAAAAGAAUAUUUUCUUCUAA
Molecule: messenger RNA, 897 nt
Organism: Lodderomyces elongisporus
Lineage: Eukaryota; Fungi; Ascomycota; Pichiomycetes; Serinales; Debaryomycetaceae
Product: rhomboid protease
Exons: 1
Coding region: 1-897 (298 amino acids)
Cellular component (GO): membrane
Molecular function (GO): serine-type endopeptidase activity
Source: RefSeq, a predicted model, not a curated record